CAAGCAGAGGGAGGGAGAGAAACCGGGGACGUGCUAAACGUGAAUCAGCAGCUUUUUCCUCCACACGGUUUCCGACAUGAAACUGAAGCAAGUUCACACAUGGAUGGUCAAGCGAGGACUGAGUGAGUCACACUGUGAGUGAGUGGACACUGCCAGGGAGAGAGGAAAGGGUCCCACGAACACUUUCUUAAGGAUGUGGAUGAACCAGAGUUGGAUGUUGAGUGUGGCAACAAGAGGCCUAACAAGAUGUCCCCUCAUAAGGAAAGACGACACUCUGGCGAGUCUGAGCUCCGUGUUGGAGUCCUGGGUACACCAUGACGGCCAGGACAGCAUGGCGGAAUGUCCACUUAGCACACAAGUAGCCCACAGACCUUGUCCCUUCAUACCUGUUCCUAGUUCAGUGACAGCCAUUGCCACAACGAUGAGCUCAACACUUUGUCCCGUGGUAUCUAGCCCCGUGACUAAUGAGACAAUUAGUUCUAUUUGCAGCCCUGUUGGUUCAGCCUGGGACACACUCAGAUCCACAUCCAGGAGUCUUGACUUCUCUGACCGUGAUCUUGUCAGUGCUGCAGCCCAUCUACACCUUCUGGGGGAAUCCUUGUCUCUGAUUGGGCAGCAUCUUCAGGUGACAAAUAAAUCGGUUUGUGUGUCCAGUAGCUUGUCUCUGCUCUUGGACUCUCUGCUGUGCGCGCUGCCUCCGCUCAUCUGCCUCACCUCACAGAUACCAGAGCUGAGGAGCUGCACACAACACACACUGGCUACUACUCUGGAAAACAUUUCCUAUGUGAUGCCAGGGUUAUGAGUGAUGAAGACUCCUCUGCCUGUAUAUUGCUCCUUCUGAUAUGCUGAUUCUUUAGGUUAGUUUAUUUUAGGAAAAUAAUAAUAUCCAAACAAUAUUGGGUUGCACUAAGAAUAUUAUUUUUGUGUUAAUAACAGAUAUGUAGGUUUUCUUACUUAUAUUGGUCAUUAAAAUAAAAGGUGUGUUCCAACAUUGAAUAAUUUAACUUUUUUUUUUCUUUUUGUGUAAUGAUCCAACACUGUCUGAGUCACUGGACACACUGAACGUGACACUGUGGGGAGACGGUACACUUUUUCUGGAUCACAGUGAAAUUGAUCAAACACCCUCAUGAGUAAACAUGUUCUUAGAUUUAUAAUUAAAUGUAAUAUUAAUUUCAUAACACUCUGGCUAUAAAUCUUUCAUCACCCUCGCCUUCUUCAUUUCUGAUAAGUACAGAUUUGUGAGUACAAAGUGUCAAUGUGUACCAAUACACACCUGACAUGUGAAUCUCUAGUGACCUAAGACUUGACUCCACAUGAACAGAAGACAGUAGCGACAUAAAAGCAACUAAUUCAUUUCCUAUCUAAAUGCAUAGUUAUGUUGACACAUCUUGGUUAAUUUCAUUCCUCGUACAAUUAUGUGGAAGCAUAAAAAGUUCACCUUAAGCUCAAACUGGGGGGAUAUGUGCAUCCAAACCUGCCAUACUGCAAUAUAACCAUGUAACCACUGAUGCUGAGAUAAAUAUAUGCUUUGAAAUAUUGUCAUAUCCAUGUGGUUUUGUAAUUAACUAAUUGGCUAUAGGUUCUUCACUUCUAAUUAAAUGUACUAUUAUCUGAUUGCUGUAAUAAUCAGUAAAUCCAACAUCCAGCUGGGAUUUGAUUAGAUUA
Scomber scombrus (Atlantic mackerel) is the source of this 1665-nucleotide messenger RNA. Its product is annotated as HMG box-containing protein 4-like. The record is from RefSeq and is a predicted model, not a curated record. The transcript has 6 exons. Bases 194 to 802 code for a protein of 202 amino acids. Lineage: Eukaryota; Metazoa; Chordata; Actinopteri; Scombriformes; Scombridae.